Molecule: messenger RNA, 1919 nt
Organism: Durusdinium trenchii
Lineage: Eukaryota; Dinophyceae; Suessiales; Symbiodiniaceae
Source: the annotation of a GenBank genome assembly
CUCAUGCACAACACGCACACACACACACACUCAUACAUACACAAGCACAUGCCUGGCCAUUGGCUCCAGCUGCAAAGUCCUUGGUUACACAAGAGGCCUCUGACUUGUGGGUAUCAUGAAGGACUCCUCUCAUGGUCAAGACGUUGCUGUCGACGCGCCAUCCAGUGUGAACGAUCCCGAUACGUUCACAGGAGUAACCGGGGAGCACGUGAAGCAUGCACAUCCGCAUGUUUCGGAGGUGAGUGCCAACAGCAUUGCAUCUGCUUUUUCGGAGACAGUGGCUGCGAGCCGUGAAGCAGGCCCAUUGCUGCUGAGCUCUCUUUGCUUGGUCAGCGUGUUAGAGGGAGCAGACAUGGCAUUGCUGCCAGCCGUCUUCUAUGCACUUCAAAGGGAUUUGGGCCUUCACUUGCAAGACCUGGCCACCAUGACCCUCAUUCAGGGUGUGACGACAUCCGCUGUUGCUCCUUUUUGGGGCAUCCUGGCUGAUAGGGGCAUUAUGAAGAGGAAGCACAUCAUCGUCAUGGGCUGUGUCCUGCAGGGACUGGUGACCAUGCUUCUGUCCGUCAUUGACCAGAUGGUGGGGAUGACAUUGCUUCGAGCCUUGAAUGGGGCACUACUUGCCUCGUUGCGGCCAGUGGCAAGUGGGAUCAUUGCUGAUGUGACCUCGGAACAAAGAAGGGGGAAAGUCUAUGGUGUUGUGCAAUUUUGUACGAAUUGCGGACUCAUGGUUGGAGGUUUGGUUGGCACUCCACUCUCCACGCAAGUAGUGCUUGGCUUCCAGGGUUGGCGCGUUGCCUUCAUUGGGAUCGGCUCCCUUUCAGUUCUGGUGGGCAUAUUUGCAGCCUGCACAAUGACAGAGCCGCCCAGGGAAAGGUCUAUGGCACAAGAUAAGGAUCGGAGUGCUAUGAAGCAAGAGCUGAAGAAGCUGCUAAGCUACUUCCGUAUGCCGACAUUCUGUGCUUUGAUUUUUCAGGGAUGGUUUGGGGGCAUUCCUUGGAAUGCCAUGGGCUAUGCAACCUUGUUUUAUCAAGUUGGAGGAAUUGGAGAUGCCAAAGCUGCAAUUUUGGCAGCGUUGGGUCAGGCAUCUGGUGGCUUUGGUGGCAUUUUGGGAGGCUUGAUCGGAGAUCGCCUUUCGCGCAGCUGUCCACUUCAUGGUCGGCCUCUCACCGCGCAGAUCUCCGUCACGGCUGGCAUUCCAGUUGCCUAUUUGACCUUUAUGGUCGACCCGCCUGAAGGUGACACUGCAUUCUUCUACUACAUGGGGCUAGUCAUAUUCUUGGGGCUCAUGGCAACUUGGUGUGGUGUAGGUGUGAACCUGCCGAUCCUGACUGAAAUUGUACGUCCUGAAGGGAGAUCAACAAUUUUGGCUUGGGAAUCUGCUUUGGAGAGCACAUUUGCUUGCAUCCUUGGAAAUGCAAUGGUCGGCUUUCUGGCAGAGAACGUGUUUGGAUACAGGUUGGAGCAUUCCGAGCAUGCCACGGUGGAUGUAGAGAGCCGACGAGCACUGGGAAAGGCAUUGACACUGACAUGUUUUACCCCAUGGCUCAUUUGCUUGAUUGUUUACUCCUUGCUGCACUGGUCCUACCCAAGGGACAUGAAGCGGGUCAAGCAAGAGAAGCUAAAGGACCGCAAGGAAGCGCGGCUGCAAAGGAAACGCGAAAAAGCUGAGGAGGCAAGAAAAGCCAAUGAGGCCAUCGAAGAAGAGGCGGCUGAGAAACCGGAGGAGGCUGUGGCAACAUCGAACUACACCAUCAUUUGCACGCAUGUAGAUGGAACAAGUGUGUCCAUUUGAGCUGAAGAAGGCUCCCUUCUUCGUAGAGGGGAAGGUCAAAAUUCAAAUUCCCAAUGCCGGCGAGGAAUUCGCACGGCUUUUGUGGCCAAGCUCCACCAGAGUUUGCUUUCAAAGCCCUUACAAGAAG